This is a messenger RNA of Myxocyprinus asiaticus (Chinese sucker), 2526 nucleotides long. RefSeq names its product neurturin. The coding region runs from base 601 to 1311 and encodes 236 amino acids. Gene Ontology annotation, molecular function: receptor tyrosine kinase binding; growth factor activity; glial cell-derived neurotrophic factor receptor binding. The record is from RefSeq and is a predicted model, not a curated record. Lineage: Eukaryota; Metazoa; Chordata; Actinopteri; Cypriniformes; Catostomidae. The transcript has 4 exons.
AACAUACACACGCAGACUCCUGGUCUCAAACAUCGCUUUACACACAGGCAGGGAUUUUAUGAAGUCUUCACUCUGUGUAUGAGAGGACGUUAAACCAGAAUUAGGACAGCCUUUAAACUUCACAUGGCACAUGGUCUGGAAUCCUAGAAACGGACAAGAGUAAACAACUAUCAACACCCCUCCAGCUUCAUGCUCAAUUUACAAACUGAUUUAAAUUGCAAAACCCAUGGUCUGCUAGUCUCGGACUGGCAUAACUAACUAUGUCUAAGGAUGAGGAAAUUCCGAGCCCACCUCCGAAGUGGCCGGAACACUUUGUGAUGUAAACACAUUGGGAAAGCCUGGAGGAGAAGACAUCAUGAGUAGCAAUCUCUAGGACAUUGUUAUAGUACCUAACAUCCAUACAAACCAAUCCAUCCCAGACUUUCCGUGCACAGAGGACUUUCUUGCCGGCACAAGCUAUCGCCUCCAAUCCUGCUUCUCUGCUCAUCAUGAAGGAUUGGCCCUCCCCUCCUGUUGCCUGAGGUCAAGCCAAGACAACACCACCCUGAUAAGUCUGGCUUAGCAAGCCACUUGAGUUUCAAUGCUCCACGCUGUUCUAAGAUGAGGGUAUGGAAAGAGGUCACCCUCACCUUCAUCCUGUUUGGUGCCUCAUUUUUCCUCCUGCUCAUAAGAAUCACAUUACCAGUUGGGCCCUCCUACCCAAAGGCCUUAGGGAUCACAUCUUACUCACAUCCACCAUCCAAAGCAUCUGCAUCACCACCAUCAUCUUCAUCAUCAUCAACAUCAUCAACGAGAAGGCCAGCCCUACGGCGACGGGUCAGAACUACAGAGAACAUGGGCUCUCUCCUCUCUGAAUUCUCCUACCUCUUCCAAAGCUUCACCGAGGGUGAAUUGAGGAGGGUGAUUGCGACCCUGGUGGACCAAAAGGAGAGGAGGGUCCGAACCGAGGCUGGACGGAGGACCAAACGAGCACGGAAAGGCCCAAAGCCGUGUUCGCUACACGAGAUAGAGCUGACCGUGAGCGAGCUGGGUCUCGGGUACGAAAGUGACGAGACUGUGCUCUUCAGGUACUGCAGUGGCAAAUGCACCCAUGAACGACGCAAUUAUGACUUUGUGAUGGAGCACAUGCAGUUAAAUAACGGCUCCAGCGAGAAAGGCCGGCGAGGACGGGAUAAUGGAAAAACAGACAAGACACGCUACACUCCUUGUUGUCGCCCUACAAAGUUCGAGAAGAAAAUGUCGUUCUUCGACAACAAGGACAGAUUCUACACCAUCCAGAACGUAUCUGCGAGAGCGUGUGGUUGUGUAUGACAAUCUGGUAGCUAUGGAAACUUCAGGGAGUACGCCUGUACAUUACCAUGGCAAAAGAGGAUGCUUUGAGGCUUGUGGCUGUGUGGAAUUCCAUGGUAUCUGUAGGAGCUUCGGAAAGUGUUACCGAGUGACGCAGAAGACUACGGAGCUAUCCAAGAAUGUAGGGCAAAUUGCAAUUUUAAAAGAUGCUAUGCCACCAUGGAAAGAGUCAAAGCUGCAGAAAGAGUGUUCGAUAAACACCAAAGACAAAGCCAGUAACAAAGUCUUAAGCCAUGGCAACUAUGUAAAUUAAACCUAGAGUUUGAUUACUGGCACAGGAAACUGGUUAGUACUGACCAAACUGAUUACAAAAGAUUGCAAGGUCAUAUUUUUAACCAGAGGUGGAUGGCCGGUUUAAUCAGAUGGGACCAAAAGCAGGCGGGAGAUACUCCACAAAAACAAAUACAGAAAAUAAUAUUUAACCAAAGAGAUAUAUGUAUAUUUAUACAGUGGGGUCCAAACCAGAGGUUGCGAUAUUGGAAAAUUCUCAGUCAUUUACCAAUAUAUUUAAACACUGACGGAUAAUUGCUGUCCAUCAGAAAACCACGCACCACUUGUGCUCCAUUUUGAGGAGACACUAUGUCAGUGAUUUACUGCAUGAUAAAGUGCAAAAAAGUAUAAGAAUAAAAGAACAGCACCACAAAAAUAUCUAUAUAUAUCUAUAUAUAUAAUAAUAAUAAUUCAGCCAUUUCUGCCAAUUAUACUUGCAUUUAAUUUUGUUAUUUGAGUGGAAUACCUAAAUAGACUGAUCUUCAGAUGUGCCUCUCAUCUGUGUCACUUCAUGUUGAUAUCAGACACACUGAAGAAGGUCCACAAAGUCUUGUGCAUGUAUGUUUGUGCUUUUUUUUUAAAUUUCCAAUCGGAUGGUUAUUUCCUUUCAAAGCCACACAUAACCGGCAAAGAGUUUACAAAUGUUGUUUUAGCACAGCAGUUGAUUGACAGGUAGAGCUUUCACCCUAGAACUAGAAAAAAGCCAUUAUAAUGGAUGCUAUGAACCUGAAUGUGGCCUUAGUACUUAUGAAAUUAAAACGAGUAUAACAUGUAAAAACAAACUCGAGCACUUGUGAGUCGAAAGUGUCAUAGAAGCACCACAAAAUGGUGUGGUUGCCUCAGCAAUUGCGUUUUUCGUCGCACAUUUGCUUUUUCUGACACUAUCGGUUUAGGUUUAAGGUUUAG